AAAACUCGAGGUCUGAUCAUCAGUCUGUCGUUUCACUACCUUCACCGUCACCAACUACCAUGUUCACUGCUCUCUCAAAACGAUUGUCCGUCAAUGGCAAGAGUCCGAAGAAAGCCUCGGAUGUGGAUCCGACGAAUCCGUACUCGUCUACGCCGGCAGUCGUCGCAAGUCCUCGAUCUGUUCCCAUCGUCAAAGUCACCGCACCUAAGCUUGACGAGCCCGCCCAUGAAAAGAGGGAGAGGGGCGAAACCGCAGCAAGUGCCGCGCCAAACGAAGCACCCAAAUCCGAAUCUGGCAAUGCUCACAAUCCGGUUAACGGAAUCGAGUCUAAUGGGGGACAUUCCCAUGAGUCCUCGACACCGUCUCGUCCUGAACCGUCCACGCGCUCGUCGUCAGGCAAUGUACUUGCCAAGAUAUGGUCCGUUGACUGGGCGAUCCAAAAGCAGACUGUAACCACUGGUCCUCCCUCUGCUCGAGUCGAUCGUCAAGCCUACCUUUCGGCUGUCCGCCUCCGCUCCGUGAUAGUUGGUUCCUCCGCACUUGCUACCGAUCCUUCGGCCAAACUAUCUAGCGCCGACGCCAAGAAGCUGAGGGAGUCUCUGCAGAAGCCAGAUGAAGCCCAACCCAUCGUAGCCCAGCUGCGGAGAUUAGCGAGUCAUCCCGACCACGAGAAGCUUUCAGCAAGUGCGGGAAAACCGGCUUUUCCUGCUGCUCCUAUCCAUGCGGCGUGUCUUUCCGUCCCGGAUGAGGAAGCUGCAGCUAUGCACUUCUCUAAAUUGAUUGCCGUCAAUGCCCUCAAAGUCCCGCCUCCUCCCACUGCCGAACUCGCUGCUCGGUUACCGGUUCUCUCUCCCACGGCGCUUGAAUCCGCUUUCGGCUCAAUGAAUCUCGUAUCUCUCGUAACUGCACCUGAUCUCGGUCUCGGACACCCAGCUUCAGAUCCUGGAAUUUUCUCUGGUGCCGUGCCAUCAACUCAGGAAAUCGAGACCGGAAUCGAAGAAGUCAGUCGCACUCUUCUCGCACUUGGCUUUGCCGGAAGCGGGAUGGUCUGGCCGGACCAUACGGGAGUCUAUCCCCCCACUGACAGGAUGUCGUGCUACACUUAUUGGUGGGGCUAUGAACUCGUUCUGCCUCACAAAUCCGUUCAAUAUCUCAGCAAAUGCAAAUCUAUCUCAGGCGCUAUGCUCGACUUCCUCACAGCUCUGGCACUCUUCACAGAAGGUGUCCGCGAAAUUCUCCCGUUCAUUCGCUAUAUCUCGCAGUUUGUCGAUAUGGAAUUCGACGGCAUAGCUCAGCAAGAUCGUGGUCAAGGCGUCGUCUGUGCGGCUACAUGGCUUAUCCCCGUUUCCCUUGUCCCGAGAACUUGGGACUUCCCUCCUCGCCCGGCCAAUCUACCCGUCACCUACGCUGCCCCUAAGCCUAUACUCACAUCUACCCGCACAUCUGGAACCACUUCAGCUCCACUCAGCGCGCCGGGCACCCCAGCGCCAAUUCCCAUGCACUCGUACUCGGCCCCAGUAACUCCGGAACCGGUUGCAUCUGACAUCGACCCCUUGUCUUUUCUAGGGGUGCGAGCUUUUCCGCCGACGGGCACCGCCGAGCAUUGA
Dacryopinax primogenitus is the source of this 1607-nucleotide messenger RNA. RefSeq lists its product as uncharacterized. The transcript has 5 exons. The record is from RefSeq and is a predicted model, not a curated record. Bases 60 to 1607 code for a protein of 515 amino acids. NCBI's taxonomy places the organism in Eukaryota, Fungi, Basidiomycota, Dacrymycetes, Dacrymycetales, Dacrymycetaceae.